AUGGGCGCUAAAAUCCCCCGAAACUUCAGACUCCUAGACGAGCUAGAGAAGGGCGAGAAGGGCCAAGGCGCAGAGGCAUGCUCGUACGGUCUAGCAGAUGGAGAUGAUGUGAUGAUGAGUAACUGGAAUGGAACCAUUCUUGGUCCUCCUCAUAGUGUCCAUGAGAACCGAAUCUACAGUGUAAACAUCCACUGUGGUCCCGACUACCCUGACAACCCCCCGACCCUGCAAUUCAUUUCGCGUGUCAAUCUGCCUUGCGUUGAUGCCCGAACCGGAAAGGUCGAUCCUACGAAACUUCCGUGUCUUACCCAAUGGAAACGCGAGAACACCAUGGAGACAAUCUUGCUUGAACUCAGAAGGUAUAUGGCCCUUCCGCAACAUAAGAAGCUCCCUCAACCUCCGGAGGGCUCGACUUUCUAA
Messenger RNA from Aspergillus melleus, 420 nucleotides. It is a transcript of the gene MMS2, whose product is annotated as E2 ubiquitin-conjugating protein MMS2. Gene Ontology annotation, biological process: DNA damage tolerance; protein K63-linked ubiquitination. The transcript is spliced from 5 exons. Gene Ontology annotation, cellular component: nucleus. Bases 1 to 420 code for a protein of 139 amino acids. The record is from RefSeq and is a predicted model, not a curated record. Lineage: Eukaryota; Fungi; Ascomycota; Eurotiomycetes; Eurotiales; Aspergillaceae.